Molecule: messenger RNA, 1122 nt
Organism: Emericellopsis atlantica
Lineage: Eukaryota; Fungi; Ascomycota; Sordariomycetes; Hypocreales; Bionectriaceae
Exons: 1
Coding region: 1-1122 (373 amino acids)
Source: RefSeq, a predicted model, not a curated record
AUGGGACGCAACAUCUCACUGCACGUGAAGAGUGUUGCCGCCGCUUCCUUGCUUACAAUCCUCUUGAUCAUUCUCUAUGUUUACAACGACAGCGUGGGCGUGCAAGUCUGGAGCUAUGCAGGAGCAGGCGGCACAGAAGCGCAUCAAGACCAAGGUCAUACCACCGAUGACAUACCCAAUAUUGUCCAUUUCGUCUACAUCCUUGCCAACGAGAGCAAGGGUUUUAAUUUCGAGUUUAGCCAUUUCCUGUCCAUGUAUGCAGUCUCGCUGUACUGGGAACCCGACACCAUCUUCCUACACACCAACGUCGACCCAGACGGCACAGCUGUGGCCAGAGCCAGGGAUGGCUUCGGUGGGAAGUGGAACAAGCUGAUCUUUACAUAUUUCAACCUCGACAUUCGGAAGGUGGAGGUGCCCUCUUACGCCAACAACGGCGUCAAGAUCCAGGGACUCGAGCACAAGUCCGACUUCGUCCGUGUCAAGGCCGUCCAGGAACACGGGGGCAUUUACAUCGACUGGGACGUCCACGCGCUGCGGGACGUCAAGAGUCUGCGGCAGAGCGGCUUCAACGCCGUGGCGGGCAGGCAGGCCCACGGGCAGAUCAACAGCGGCACCUUCAUGUCGAAGAAGGGCGCCAAGAUGAUUGACAUGUGGACCGAUGGCAUGCACGAGGCAUACAAUGGAGGCUGGACCACGCACAGCAACGAGGUCAUCACGAGGGUGGGCGAGCUUCUCGUCCAGGAGCCCGGGGAGAUGCUCAUCCUGGAACGCGACGCCUUUGCACCGGGGAGCUGGGAGAGCAAGGACACGGAUAACCUCUUUCAAAGCCAUGCUGAACCGGCCGGCUUCACGGAGCAUGAGCUCGCCGCCAUGCGCAGCCUGCGACUGGCCGAGUCCGAGACGCCUGGGGACGUCCCAGAGUGGGCGUGGAAUUGGUCGCACACAUAUCUCCUGCACGCCUUCAGCCCGGAUCGCUGGCAUCAAAAGGUGCAUGGCUACGACCACAUUUCGCCGGCGUACGUGUUACGCAGAGACAGCAAUUUCGGGAGAGCAGUGUACCCGGCCGUGCUGCACAUGUACAGGGAGGGCCUUAUUGGGGUGAACGAUCCCUACGAUGGGUGA